AUGACUAAAGGUGAAAAUAUCAUCACUACCGCCAUCAUCAUCAUUAUCACCAUCCUCUUCACAACUUCAUCAAAGACGGUUGAGACCAGUGAAAUAUACCUGGAAGGUUUCAACCUAACGUUCUCAAACAACGACGACGACGACUAUGACAAUAACGACCAAAAUGUAAAUUACUUGAAUGAGAGUAAUGCAACGACGUCAAACAAGGAACGGUGCCCAGGAGAUGAAUCCAUCUGGCAGCCUUGCAAUUUAUACGACAGCUACAGGCAGCAAUUGAAAGAGCCAAAAUGCGAAUAUAUAAAAGGCCUGGACACAAGCUGGGCGGUCAGCCUUAAUGAAAGUGUUCUGGCAUAUCCUGACAAGCCACUGGACCUCACUGUUGACCUCUUAUCGAAGGAGAAUCACAAAUAUCUCAACAUCACCUGGAAAGUUGCAGAUUCCUAUUCGACCACCCUUCUAAAAGGAUAUUUGUUGAACGCCUCCUUUGUAUACAAUGAUAUUUUUGCAAAAAAAUCCGAGCUGAAACAAAUCCUGAGAACAUUCCGGAUGUCAAUAUCAGAAAAAGAUCAUCGCAGAGUUAAUGACGGCCUGUGGAUAUCUCACACGUGCAUCGUACCAUUCCCAGCUACUCGAUAUACGAUAACAGUUGAAAGUCUUCCGAGCAAAGGCGAGAAAUCGGUGGCUCAACUGAGUUUCAGCGUUGGACUGUUUACAACUAAUGUUGAAGAUGGGUGCAGUCAAAAGUGGGUGGCUUCCAUGUGGGUGAACCAAAAUUUGUCUUCCAACAGCCUGAAGGUCUGCUUCCUCGGAGCUCCACCUGCCUUCAACUUCACAUCCUAUCGAAUUAAUAUUAUCAGCAAACUGAAAUUUGACGUAAGAGAUUUCAGUGACAACAGUUACAUAAAAGAUUACGACGUAUCUGAUAUCAAAGCAGCAUUCGACAAGAAGAUGUGUGUUCCGUACGAAAGUGUGGUGCCUGGGGAAUACCUUGCCACGGCCCUUCCUGUGAGGACCAGUUCAGAAUCAUCUACAUUUUCUUACGCGGGUCUAAUUGGCAUUGUACUCGGAAUAGCUCUGCCUACGCUCUUUCUCGUGUUUCUCGUACUCGUUUGCUGCUACUGGGAUUUUAUAAGACGACUAUUUCACAUGAGGUUACUCCUGGUCAUUUUAACCGAGCCUAACUUAUCUGACAGCAUCAAAAAAAUGAUCAAUGAAACAUCAAAAACUCUGCAAAGUGAGUGCUUCGUCAACGUCCUUCUCGUCAACUCCGAUGUUUUGAAAAAAAGAAGCAACGUAAGAUGGGUUGUCUCAAAAAUCUCUACCUCCGUCUUGAACUAUUUUAGAAAGGAACAACAAAGUGUGGAAAUGAAGGAGGCGUGUGAGAUCAUAGACAACUGUGAUUACUUGCUGGCAAUGCACAAUCAGACUAGUUUUGAUAAUUUUAAACUUUAUAUAGAAACCGACGAUCAUUCAAACAGCCAAUGCAAUCUCUUCCUAAAGAUAUUUCUCCGCUACAACAAGAUGCGCGGAGACGACGAACCAUUAACACGGAACUAUGUUUAUAGCGUUUCAAAGAACGACAACUUUCAACAAAGUACACAAAUAAAAGAAGACACUUCUUUAAAUCAACAUGAUAGAAUUGAAUCAGUGGAUACGAACAACAACGGCAGACUUGAUUCUGGAUUUUUAGAUCAAUUCACAAACUUGUCCUCGAGGAACGAAUCUUCAGAAAACCAAUCGACGAUAGCAUCAUCUCCAGUUAACUCCAACAGCAGCAAUGAAACUUUCCAGACAAGUUCCCUCACGAAACUAUUCACGAAGCUGCAAAAAAUGAACAAGCCUGCGAAAAGCAUAAAAUUGCCGAAACGUGCCCACAUCUGCUUCAACGAGAACAACCGCAUCCUACUGUUGCCCAACGGCAUUAAUACUGCCAUUGAAUUUGAGAGCAUCAAUCCGUCUUUUAACUGCUUUGCUCCACGUGAUGAAUUCAAAUUUACGAUGAUGGCGGAUUUAGAAGCACUGGUGCAGUGGGUCAGCGACGGCGGGAAACCAAUGCAGUCCACCCACGUAGUGAAAAUCAUUCCACCAGCUGAAACAGAAGAAGAUGAAGUUGCAAAAGUGAAUUUUGGUAUCCAUUAUAAUGAUAUAAACAUUGAUAAUGAGAUGAAUUCUGACGACAUUAAAAGUGAAUGUGAUGUAACUAAUAAUUCAUUCAUUCUCGAUAUAGAGAUAGCAUAUAUAAGCGUAAUGGUUGAGACGCCUCACCUGGUAGUUGCAGAGACGAGAUUCGAAUGCCGUGGAAACCUCGCCUAUUGCGUGCAAAUUGUAUGA
Helobdella robusta is the source of this 2331-nucleotide messenger RNA. RefSeq lists its product as hypothetical. The transcript has 9 exons. The coding region runs from base 1 to 2331 and encodes 776 amino acids. Lineage: Eukaryota; Metazoa; Annelida; Clitellata; Rhynchobdellida; Glossiphoniidae. The record is from RefSeq and is a predicted model, not a curated record.